Acanthoscelides obtectus is the source of this 418-nucleotide messenger RNA. Lineage: Eukaryota; Metazoa; Arthropoda; Insecta; Coleoptera; Chrysomelidae. The record is from the annotation of a GenBank genome assembly.
GUCAACGGAGGUUGGUCGCCUUGGUCACCGUGGACAGACUGUCGAUGUCCAGGAGCAACCCUAUCAGCUGGGAAGCAGAGUACCCGCACUUGCACGAAUCCACCGCCCAGCAAUGGGGGUAAGCCCUGUCAAGGGAUCAGCGUUAGGAAGACGAAAGACUGCGUACCAUGUCCGCAAGAAGAGCUGGUGUUGGACACUGCUUACGACUAUGACAUGUACGAUAACGUGUACGCCGGCUCGAUGGUCAUCCUGGUCAGAGUGGUCAGAAUGUACUGCCGACUGUACAAAAAUCAGAAGAAGACAGUGCAUUCCAGGCAACGGAGGGAAGAAGACCUGUAGCGGAAAGGAUACACAAAGCACACCAUGUUCAGCGGAGCAGUGCAGGACCAUGGAGCUCACACGUGUCAGAGAAGGUUAG